Molecule: messenger RNA, 13521 nt
Organism: Pocillopora meandrina
Lineage: Eukaryota; Metazoa; Cnidaria; Anthozoa; Scleractinia; Pocilloporidae
Source: the annotation of a GenBank genome assembly
AGCCAAAGAAUAACGACAUUUUAGGUUCUAAUUUACAAGGUCGAUAGUAGUUUUCGAUGUAAAAGUCAAGUGUCCGGAAAUCAAAUUAUAGACAUAAUUGUAUGAAAUUGAAAUAAAGAAGAAGGGCUCCUGAUAAAAGUUGUUAUUCGGUAAAAUGAACAGCAGGUUUACGAGUAAUUUGCCUGAAUUAAAGUUUGACAUUAGGAGAAGCUCGUUUCUUGUCAAAAUACCCUUUGAUUACUGCAAUUAUCGUCUGGAUUUUCCUGGAGAGGUUGUCGGGAUCAAUUCCCCCAAUUAAUCAAAAUUAAGGCCAUGGACAUUGGAGGGGCUUAUAAGUUUUUGUCGUGCCAAACUCCAUUUUCAAAUUCAAAUUUCAUAUUUAUUAGUAAGAGAUCUUCCCAAAAUCCAUAAUGUUCAUCGAAUCUUGAUCAUUGACCUCGUGACCCAAGUUACAACCCAGGAAACCGGGAAUGAAAUUUAAACCAAUCAAAGUGAAGAAUGAUCGGCAUUGAACCAAUCAAAGCAUCCAGUUAUUCGGCAUUGUUUGGUGAAUGCUCACUAAGGCAUGAAAGACAUAUUUGGUUGGCGCCAUUUUGUAUAUUUUGUAGUGGAUGUAGUUCACUGAUUUCAGCUGGAAUUUUGUCAUAUUUCUCCAUUAUGGCUGUGGAAGGUGGUUACCUAACUGAACUUCUAACCGAAAAGGACAACUUAGAUCCAUCCUUCGUACAUUCAAUGCGCUUGUUAACCGAAGGUAGGCGGUGUAUCUUCUCUAAAAUCACUUCUGCAACGUCACGUAAAGUCGGAGCUUAAAAGAUCGAGUGUAAUGUUAGCAUUCCUUCGCGGUCAAGAACCACCAGUUGCUUGCAAAAGUAUCAUAUCUUGGUAUUCAGGGCAAAUCGAUCUUUUCGGAUUGAUGAGUUGUUGACGAAGUAUCAUCUCUGUAUUUGUUCUCAUCCCGUGAAAAGUCCUCGUUUUGAAUCGUUGUUAUUGGGAGCCGAGUGGUGAAACGAAGAAUGUGCACUCUCCAAAGAAUUGUGCUCCUGCUUUGAUAAGAUCUCCUUUCUCCCACAUUGUAUCUUGAUUAUCAAAAUGUUUCUUAAAGCCUUUAACUAGUGAUUAUGGCUACAUGUAGCUAUGGUGAGGGAACAAACCUCCAGAGUAGAAUUUCCUUUCGAUAACGCCGCUUUUGCAUCGGAGCGGUUACGUGCGUCACCUCAAAUCCUUUGGAUCUUUUCAACGAGAUUGCACUCACGUAGAGCAGUCGAGGAACUGGUAUGCAAUUGUGAUUGCUGUUGUUAGUCCCGAAAGUAGAUCACUUUCGCUCUCUCUCGUUAUAUAAGGAUGAUAGUUAUUGUAUCUCAAGGCUCGGGUGGAACUGAUUGCCGGUAUCAAUCACUGCUCAUUUGCACUUAAGUUCAUGUAUUUUUAUCUCGUGAAUAUAUUUACGCAACCCCGUUCUAAACUUGACACUAUAAUAACCCUUUACCCUAGCUUUAGUUCUACAUGUAGCAUCCACCGUCAAAUCAUCUCAGUGACUUUUCAGUUUUCAGCUUAGUGAUAUUCUUUUAAUACACAGUAACACCUCUGUAAUUUUCAUACGCUAUCUUUGAACUGCCCUAUUUUAAAACUUUGUGUGAGAAAUAGAACAGUCGCAUACCAACGAAGCUUUGAUAUCACAUGUGCAGACAUAUGAGCAGCAGUAUGAGGGCAAUACAAGACCAGUUUACCAAAACAAUUUAACAUCAAACUCUGGCCCCUUUAUGUUUCCAGCAAAGUUUUUGCUUUUAAUUUUUUAAAUCCUUUCUAUUUUUUAUGUGGGGUAGAUAUUUCUUAAAGCAUCAGAGAGAACUUGCACCUCUACAUCUAGUUGAGUGCACUCUUUGGUUUCUUAUCAAAAGUUCAUCAAGCAAGCUGCUGUGUAAUUUUUCUUAUAUUGCUUAUUGAGAAUUCCUUUGUUGCUGUAUAUUGUAUAGCUGCCUGUAUUUUUCUUUUUUUUCCAGCAGCAUUAUCUUGCUAUAAGUAGAGGACAUAAAGGUUGUAUUACAAACCAUGAAAGGUUUUAACAUGAUUUUUGCAGAAUUGGUAGCACUUUGUCAGGCAAUGAGGUGCAUAGUGUGGGCAAAAAUGGAGAUUUUGGCAGCCUAAAAUAUAUUUUAGCCCAGUUGUUCACUUGUGUGAUUGUUCAAAUUGCUUUUUGUCAUUUUUUUAAGUUUUUAUUUUCUCAAUGCCCUCCUAAGUGUCAAUGAUAACUAUAUUUUAGGUCCUUCUCAGAGUCAUAUAAACCCUUACCUAGCAGCUUGGGCGAAAUGACUCUGAGUCUGGCCCAAAACAUCUUUAUCCCCACAAAUAUAAACACUGUUGUUUUAUUGCUCACUUCAUAGGAAUGUACUAUGAGCAAAAGCUCUGCCAUUUGUAAGAUCCUACAUUGUUCUUCAGCCAAUAAGAAGUAAAUUUAUUUUGAAUUAUUUUACAGAAAUCAAUAAAGUACAAACUGGGGGAGCACUACCAGCAGUGCAAGCAUUAAAAAAACCCAAAAUUGAGAAAACAACCAAUGGAAAUACUUUAUCACCUGUGUCAGAGAAUGUACCUCCCAGCAGCCAAGUACCUGCAGCUGAAAGCCCAGAGGUGCCAGUGGCUACCAGACCUCCCCCUCAGACACAUCACUUCCGUAGACCUGCAGAUGUCUUUGACAGUAAGCUUUAUCAGCCCACUAAAUUGAUGGAAAAGGUCUUUAUUCCAGUAAAAGAAUACCCCAAGGUGAAUAUUUACUUUCUUCCUAAUGUACAGCUGUGGAAUCCUAAUUUGUCUUGGUUGAUGAAAUGUUAUCGUUUAUGAUUGCACUUUUUAUUUUUCUGCAUUAUACAGUACAGCUCAGAGGUACUAAGCUCUAAAUUCAUGUGAAAAGUGCAUUAAAAGAAACCUGCACAUGCGUGAAAUUUUUUUAAAUGCAAAAAAAAAACACACGCAAAAGAAGCUCAUCAGUAUAUAUGAAGCAGUCUUUUGUUUUAUCCUUUGUUUAACUUUGAAUUGUGUGUUAGAUUUAUAACAAAGGAGAGAUUCUGAUGUUGGUGACAUUAUGUGGUUUCUUUCCAAAGCAUUUGGCAUCAGCUCAUUUUUUGAAUUGGCUUUCCUGCAUUGUGAAGGGAAAAAAAACUUUUUGACUUGUUGGGUACCUCUUUAGAAAGCAAACAAGAUGAGGAAAUAUCAAGUUCAAUAAAAGCAUUGUCGUAAAACUUUACAGCUAGCAACUAGCAGCAAGACUUGAAUCAUUUGCAUUCAUUUGUCUGUAAAGUUAUGUGAAAUUAUUUGCAGUUUGCUGGAACAGGAGACAUUUUCCUAAUGUCUUACCAGAAUGAUUUUAGGUUACAGCACCUUACUCGACUCUUAUCAAUUCACAUAAGUAAACAAGAAUAAGUGUCUGUUAAAAUUGUCAUGACGAUCAUCAUCGCACAAUGCUGAGCAUGAAUAAAAAGUACAAACAAAGCAAAACUGCUCUCAUGAAAGCAGUAUUUCCUGAAAUGUCGCACGUAACAUUUGUAUUCAGUUCUAAUAUAACACACGAACUCAAUUGCUACAAUGUCUGUAGUAUAGCAAACAAGAAGCCAUUGGGUCUGGAAAAAAAAGAUAACAUUCGAGAGCUUGUCUACAAGUAUUUUCUGACACCCCUAUCUGAAUGUGAGCUUACUUUGGUGUGACCGUUGAAGGCCAGACACUUGUCUGUGUUCGUGUAAGCCUGAUCAGCAUAAUAUUUAGACAAGUCAGUGUAAUUUUUUUCCUUGAUUGCUUUAAGUUAAAUAUUUUUACAACAUUCAGUUUUAGUAUUUGUUUUCUUUAAUUUAUUUUGGUUAAUGAACCAAAAGUCGAAGAGUCAACAAUAGUGAUCUGGAGAUAAGGUCUUUGAUUACAAGCUGCGCAUUCAAAAACUGGGUUGAUUUGUGCAUUAAAGUUCUCUGUGACACAAGCGUCUUGCCAAAGACACCCAAAUGUGAACUGAAUCAUAGAAAACAAUUAAAUUAUUUAAACAAAAACUGAGAAAUAUUUUAGCACCAAAUAAAAAGUAGACAAGAUGUACGGGCAAAAGUUGAUAUCCAACUUCUUGAUCUGGUUGCAUCUUUUGAAGUGAUUUCCAAUUCUAAAGACAAAGUUAUCACGAUCUCUGGCUGGAAUCAAGUUAAUUAUUUGCAUCUUAAAACUUUCAAAAGCCUAUUCUACAAAAUUCUUGUGGAGUCAUGACAAGUUGUGUCAAAGUUUUAUUGAAACAGCAGCCAUUGCGUCCCUUAGAUGUUGAGAUAUACAAAUGUUGAUUUGAUGUUUCAGUUGUGGCAUUUUGAGACCGAAAACCUUUGGUUUCAGAAACAACGCAGAACAAAGUAAGCUGACUGUGUUGAAUGACAAUAGCAAAAGUGUGCUUUAACAUGCGCUUUUUUUGUGGAGAACGCGAAAAAUGUGGGAAGGUUUUAACCUGUGCAUUAGCCUGUACUGUACUAUACCUGUGCAUUAGCUGUACUGUACUAUAGGCUGUCUUGGUAUAAUGUUGUUUUUUUUGUAUCCCCCUAGUUUAACUUUGUUGGAAAGUUGCUUGGUCCAAGAGGUAACACCUUUAAGCGUCUUCAAGCUAGUACUGGCACCAAGAUGUCAAUUCUGGGCAAAGGUUCUAUGAGAGAUAAGGAAAAGGUCAGUAGACUAACAGUAGAUGUAAGUCUUAAUGUUACUUCAUUUGAUAGGGAAACAUUCUUGCACAUUCACAGUGGUUUCAAUAACUUUAUCGUAAGCACUGCCCAUGGCGUACUAGGAGGCCUAGCCCUGGAAAAGAGGCAGUGAGGCAAAAGCUAAGCACGAGCCUGCUUGUAGGCUAAACAGAGGGCAAUAAGAAGUCUUAUAGGCAGCAGUAGACUUCAUAUAACCAGCUGCUGUUGAAACCCCAGCAUUCAACAAUUACAUUGCUUAUCAUUAUGAACUGAAAAACAGAUUUCAGACAGAUUUUUUGCUAACAACUUGCAGCACCAUUCAAUGGACUAAUUCAUGAAAUAAACUUGAAAUACGAACCAAACAAACCUACUUGUAGCUUUCAAAGGGGUUAAGUUUCUAAAGAAACUGUGGUGCUGCAUUGGUGGGGAUGUCUAACAGGAUAAUUUGGUUUUAUUAACUGAGUUGAUAAUGUAAAUUAGCCAUGGUAAAGAGUGUCUAAGGUGGAGUUUUAAGUGGUAGCCCUUUGGCAGCAGAUCAAAACUGACCACUAAUCAUUGGUCAAAUGCAACUUGAUUCUUACAGCCAAAAAUAACAUGCUAAAACGAAUGGACUGGCACAGCACACCUAAGACUUCAAGCAUUUGAGAAGCAUGCAACUCUCUACUUAGCUCUAACCCUGCUGUUCACAUGAGUGAUCUAGAAAACAUUUCUCCUUAUAAUAUAAAUACAAUAUCAAGUAGACAGGUAAUGAGAAUAAAGAAAAGCAACAAUUAGGGGGUUGAUAGUUAAGAAUUGUAUGGCAGACAGUAAGGUGAAUUACUAAAGAUAUGCUUAGAGUGAAAGGAUUAAUGAUGACUUCCCUCACUGUAGACGACCACACUAUGCAAAUUACAGUUACCAUCUGAUUUAAAUACAAGACAUUUACAUUGUAUAUUUUUAUGGUGCAAAUUUAUUUAUGUGACACAUUUAAGACAAGAAAACACAAUGAAGGAUUUAAUAAAAGUGAUAAUGUUCAAUACAGGAGGAAGAGCUGAGAAGUUCUGGUGAUGCAAAAUAUGCACACCUUGAUGAAGAUCUCCAUGUGCUUAUUGAAGUUGAAGCCCCCCCAGGCCAAGCUCAUGCCAGAUUAGGCCUAGCGAUUGAGGAGAUCAAGAAAUUUUUGGUACCUGUGAGUAUGCUUUUAAUUUUAUUGAUAUAUUCUUAAGGUAGACUCUUCAAUCAUUCAUACAUUUUUAGGAAGCUCUUCAUAGGAUUUUGAUUUACUCAUUUCAUAAAUACAGUCAAACAUGUAGUAAGAGGCACAGUGUUAAUCAGCCAUCCUGUAUUUAGCAGUUUGUGGUCGAAGUCCUGAAAUUUGUACCCCUUAAUUUUUAUAAUUUCACCUCUAUUAAAUGGUCACAGUCACCCUUUACUGAGUUCCAAUAGCAUCUUUUUGUUGUCUUCCACCAGUUCUGGAUAGUCACUAAAAGCAGAAUUACUCAUAUAAAACUGAGAGUAAUCUCAUACAUAAAAUUUAAUCCCAAAUCAAUGUUAGUAGCAUUAUUGAGAUAAUUUUUGUAUAAUAAAUGGUCUAUUAUGGCUCAAAAUGACAUUUUCUAUUGUUCCUCUAUAAAUACCUUUUUAUGUGGAACCUUAAUUAAGGGGUCAACCUGUAUUGAGCAGUCACCAAGCCAUUCUCUGUUGGUGACCACUAAAUACAAGUUUGACUGUAUUUAUAUGCAAAGCCUGCAUUUAUAUGCAAAGCCUGCAUUUAUAUGCAAAGCCUGCAUUUAUAUGCAAAGUUGAAGUGAAACUUUUUUGUUUGUUCUGAUUCCAUGACAGAAAAACAUCAAAACAUCAAUAAAUAUGCUAAGAGAUGCAAAAUUACAAUUGGUUCUGUAUGCAGAAUGGUAUACCAUAAAAACCCGCAGAUAAGCCACACCUUUUCUCCAAAAAUCAUCACUAGGAAUUAUGGUUGUGGCUUAUCUGCGGGAACAUUUGAAAAAGGUGCUGCAAAUGUUGAUGCCUAUGUCCGUUUUCAUGUCCAAUCUAAUGCCUGGUUACUAGGCUUGGAAUGUUCUGCUCACUUUCUUGUUGUAAUGCAAAAAUCUAUGGAGAAACUGUGUUGAAUGAAGAAAUUCCUGUCAACAAAUACCAGAAAAAGAUUAAGUCACAUGUCAAAGUUGGUAGAAACAAUGUUCAUUAUAUUAAACUGGUAAACUUGUGGGUAAGACUUUGAAGUAUUUUCCAUUGCAAUGUUAACAGUGAGUUUAUGUUUGAUGAACAGUGGAUGAAAGAGACUUCUCAAGACUUGACUUUGGAUUUCUUUUAAUUUCUUUCAAAAUACUUUUUUCCCAAAAUUUGAGCUGCUAAAUUCAGGGUGCAGCUUAUCUGCAGGUGCAGCUUAUUGGCAGGUUUUUACAGUACAUUUUUAGCAAAUGCAUAGCCAGGGUACCUCAUGGUAAUGGAUACUGGUCUUGUCUUGUUGCCCUGUGCACAGCUGUAGCUCUGUGUUACCCUACAAUUUUUUUUGACUUUGCCAAUUCAUUUGUCAAUUUACACACAAACAAUUGAUUUCAGUGGAGGAAGAUUACUUCCAGUAUGCAGUAUGCAGACCUUUUAAAUUUAAAUCUUGCUGUUGCAGUUUGAAACCUUCAAAACAAAUCUAAUUUGGACCAUUUUUUUUAUUACUUUGUAGGAAAAUAACGAUGAAAUCCAUCAGGAACAGAUGAGAGAAAUGGCAAUACUUAAUGGCAUGGAGGAACCGGUUCCUGCUGCUGCUCCAGUUGCAGUUCCUGCACCUGUUCCUAGGGGACGCCCUCACCCCAGAGGAGUUCCACAUCACUUACACCACCCAGCUCAUCAUGGACGAGGAACCCCAGUUCCACGUACAACUGCCAUUGCAAGACCUAGAGGACCCGCUGUAGGACACGUGACUGUAUCAGCAGCACGCUCUGCUGCUGGACUAGGUCCGUCAUCACCAACCGUAGCUCAUGCUGCACCAAGAGCAGCCGCAGUCCCAGGGGAUCCAUAUGGAGUAAGUGAACAUACAGAAAAUUUGUUUUCUCAGAACCUGAAAUAAAGUAAUAACUCAAAUAACUGUAAGAGAAGUAGGAUUAACCUUAACUGAAACAUUUUCAUGGUAUUUUAGGCUAAGCCUGUAUGUAGUAAACAAAGCAGCAGAAGAAGAUUGCAUUCUCUUCAGAGGGUAGCAAGAUCACAAAAGAAUGUGCGAACAGAUUGAAUGAGGGUGGAAUUAGGCAACUCCUGUUUGUCCUUAAUCAUCACAAUCCUGUCAUAAAAUUUAAAAUUAAGUUUAAAAAAGGGAAAUUAAAUGUAGUAAAUGCAGUGGUGUGGCACCCUAAUUUGUAAUAUUAACCAUGUUAAGCCAUGUUAAACCAAAGUAGAUCACUUUUGAUGAAAUGACAUUUAAGCUUUUUGGUGUACACCACAGUUUAUUCCAUGAAAGCCCUUUUAAAAAGUUUUGUUUUCAACUGCACUUAAACUGUUUACCUGAAAUACAUUUACUUGUGCACUUGAAUCUGCUAGGCAGUGCACACACUUCCUGCAUCGGUUGGGGUACAACUGCUGACUACUGGAGAACAAGUGAUUGUAAGUGCUCAUAAGUAAAGGAGCCUCCAUUAAAAAAAUGUGAUAAUUGGUUAAAUCAACACAGUUAUUACUGUAGUUUCAGUGUGAAAUGUAGUGCAAUUGUUUGGUUGAGGGGAGUUCUGUAAAGGGCCCUAUGGGUACUCCAUGGAGUAAAAGUCAUCUCAUUUCAGUAGCAUGGAGCAACUGGACUAUUCCCAUUUCCCAUUGUUUGGGGAUGGCAGUCCAUUGUUGGAUUAUCCCUGGAAUUUCUUGUUUUCUUGACUUUUUGCUGGUGGUUUGUUAUACUUCUGAGUUGAUAGAGGCACAGUGAGAGUGUUGUCUGCUUCAAGAGCAUAACACUGUGACCCAGCUAAGGCACCAAUCCAGUGUCUAGUUAGCCAUGGACUAAGCCACUGAGUGGAUUUUGAUGACUGAAAUGUUAUCAAAGGUGAAAAACAUGAUUCACUAUUGUGGACUAAAGUCCUUUUCAGGACUUCCCUCACUCUUAUGAUCAUACUUCAUGAUUGACUGGUAUAAUUAAACUUGCCAAUAUUUUACAUUGUCACUUACAAUUCAAUGUCUCCGUGAACAAUUUCCAGGUACAGUUGUAACCGUACUCUUUUCACAAUACAGUUCCUUAAUUACUGGUGUGACUUAUCAAUAAUAUUUUCACCAGAUAUACACAAUAACAUAAAUCAAGUCUUGUCGCACUUCAUAUUUAAAUGCAACAAUCUUAAAGUUAAAGCAUCCUCACAUAGUAAGCUGUUAAAUAAAUAAAAUAAUCAUGCAAGAAGGUUAAAAGUAAAAUAGUUUGUCUUAAUUGCAUAAACAGAAGCUUCCAUGUCUGAGUGAUAAAGUGGUUUUAAAUGUAUUCAUAGUGUUUAAUUCUAUGAAUCACAUUCAGUUGCCUUUUUUUCAGGGCUACGAGUCUUAUGAGCCAAGCUAUGAAUUUGAAGCAGCCUACCCGGAACAUGGGUGAGCACUUAAGUCAUCCUACAGUCUCAAAAUCUAAUAAAUUGCAAUGUCAAGGAAAAAUUGAAUGAAUUUCAUGUAUGCAGUUACAUAUUCCUCAAACUUUUAGUGACAGUACAUAGCUUUAUUGUAAGUUCUAUAUAAAAAUUUCUAAAAUUAAGGUCUGUGUGGAAUUAUUUGUGGAGCAAAGCACCAGAUGGAUGGCUUUUUUGCUUGAUUUUCCUAGAGGUAAUGAAGCAGCAAAGGUUUUUGUUGAGGAAAUAGUCAUGGAGUAUGUUGUGUCCAAUUAAAUUUGCUAGGAAUCUCAUGAUGCCCAGAAUAUCAAAGCCAUUUGCCCACCAAUGAACCUUUAGCUUAGAUGAAAACAUAGGGGUGUGCUCCUUUGAAAUUUUUGGUAUCACUGAUAGCCAUGGAGCUCCUUUCAAAGGAACACACAGAACUAUUUUCAAAGGGCAAUUUUCUCUUUUCAACAUUUGUAGGCUGCUGGCAUCACAGUAUUAUUUAAGGAGUUUUGCUAAUGAGUAUUACAACUUGGUCAUUAUGGCAAAGGUAUUCAAAGGAAAGGGUGGACAAUGUCAUCCAACUGAUAAGAGUUAACAAAACAUACUGCACUAUCUACUAAAUUUAGAUUUUGUAAUGGAUAGUGCUAUCCAUUCUUGAAAGAACCUGGGCCAGUUUUUUUGGUCUUUGGGUUAAACAUACCUGUACAUUGUAUGAAUCAACAGUGAAGCAGUAUACUAUGAAUAUGGCCAGCCAGGAGAGGUUUUUGAUGCAACUUUUGCAGGUAAGUGCUACAUCCUGCUCAUUUUUGUUUCCUCUACAUCAAUUCCCAUUUAUGGACAAUGAGAGACUUUUGAAAACAAGCAAAAACUGGAUUUCUGGUCAUUAAAUCUGAUUGCCUUAAAAGCCUUAUUGUGAAAAUUAUAUGCUGUGAAUUAGCAAGUGAAGUUGUAAACAAAUAAGAUUACUUGUUUGAAGGGUACUUUUCCCUUUAAAGAUGAAAGAAAAAUCUAACCAUUAAGCAUCUUGAGUAGAGAUUGAUUUGGAAUUUGUUUCACUAAACUAGCUCUGUCAUAGUGAGAUUAAAUAUUAAUUCAUAUGGGUAUUUUUACUUUAACUUAUUUAAUGAAUUAUAAUGAAAAUAAGGACUGUGAUUUCUUUAAUACAAGAUUGCAGGAAAAUGUUUCUGUGUGCACAAUAUGAUUAUCAUUAAUAUGACAUGUCUCUUCUCAGAAGAAUAUUUUUUUCCAAUAAAAGUUUGUGUGAUGUUUAUUUAGUAAGUUAACUUUUACCUACUAAAGAAUUUAAAAGUAGAAGAGUUACACAGGUCCACUGAAAAGGAAAUUUAUUUUGAGUGGCAGUAUUCUCAAAGGUUAAAGCAAGGUUGAAUUGUCUUUGCUGUAAUAGAACUUGUGCCUUAAAGUGUAACUCUGUACUUUAUAGGUGAUAACUUUCCUUUACUGUUAUUUUUAGGUUAAUUCCAGUUCUUUAAUUAAUGUUAGAAGGUGUUAAUGUUAAACUUACAUAAAUUCUUAUUUUAGCUCCAACAAGAGUUCCUGCAAACUCAUCUGCAACUUUCAAGGCUCCACCAGCUCGUACUGUGAAGAAAAUUGUUCGUGAAGCAACAUACCCUUAUUGAAGUAGUUAACAAAUUAUAAUUAUUUUCUAUAGCUUCUGAUUUGAAAAGUGAAGCUUGCUGAUAGUGUUUUGAUAAAUUUCUCAGAAACCAUUAUGUAUGUUCACCACUUUUCUUUUUACAAGGAACUGGUGUUCAGGAUUUCACGUUCUUUCAGUGCAGAUAUUUUCAUAAGUUUGUUGCUAACUGUUAUAAAUCAUGUUAACUUUUCCCUAAGAUUAAUAGGAUAGAAUUUUGUAUGGAGCCUUCAGAUCACUCAAAUGGCCAUAAAUUUGAAAGCAUACAAGCAGCAUUCCAAACAUUAAAAACACUAAAAACAAACCAAAAAAAACCUCUAGCUAAAGACUAACCAAGCAACAAUUUUGGUGUAGUUACCCAAAGUUGUCAUAAUGUUCCAAAUUUGUUUAUUAUUGAAAUCUAAUCAGAACAUGAAUGCAUUCCAGUAAUACUCAUUGUAAAUUUUCCCCAUAAACUUAAAGCUAGAGGCAAACAUAUAACUAAAUUUUUGUUGGCAACAUGCUCCUAAAUUUCAGACUUUCAAUUUCAGGGAUGUAUUUGUAAUGAUUAAAUGGUAUUAAACAUGUGCAUUACAGGGAUGAGCCUACAAACAUCCAAAACUGCAAAGCAUUGUUAACCACUUUAAAGGGUUAAAUAUGAUGUGGCUUAAUCUUUCUACCAUGUAUGUUAAAUCUAAACAGUUUAAUCUAUCUGUCAUUGAUGAACUCAAUAAAGUAAUAAACGUUGCUAAACAGUUUGUUUUUUUUUUUUUUUAGUUUAGUUGUCCAUAACAGCCAAAAGUGACUAAAUUGACACUUAGAGUAUUGUUGUAAGUGCAAAGAUCAAAACUUAAUUAUGAACUUAACAGUGUUCUCACAACUUCUCUUAAACAAAAACAAGAAGCUCAUGUCCCUUAUCUAAACAUUCCCAAAACAUAUCUAAAGUUCUGCAAUAAAUACAUUUUUGAUGUGAUGAAUUGCUGUAAACUUUUAACUUUCAUAAUAGAGAAAUUCCAAUGUGGUAUAAGUAGUUUUGAAUAUGUGUUUUUGAGAGUUUUAUCUUAAUUAUUAUUUUUUUAACAUUCAGAUGUUUGUAUUUUUUUGGUUGUUGUUGUAAUUUUGAGAUCAGUUUGCUUUCUCUUCUUUUCAUCUAACCUCUUCACUGAUGCGUGGUUUCUUCCUUAAAGAUUUUCUAAAAUAAUUUAAUGUUGGGUUCCUAAAUUCUAACCCUGCAGUAGAACAUUCAUGAAUUGACAAUGUAUCUAAUGAAGGCAUCCAUUUGAAUGGAAUAUUUUUUGAUGAAAUAUCCAUGCCGAAAAAGUUUGAUAACUGUAUUUUCACAUAAAUGAUGCUUUUACAGCUAUUUUUUUUUACAUACAGCAAAUUGCAUAUGUUUUGUAACUGCUUUCUAUAUAAUGUGUGUCCACAAAAAAUCUGCUUUGGAAGAUAGGUUUUCUAUUUCAUUUUCUUGUAUCUAUCAAUAAAAUGUUGGUUUUGUAGUCAACUGAACUGGUUAAUGCCUUGUGUUAAACUUUGUCUGUGUACCUUUGUUAUUUGAAAUAAUUCUGGGUAGCAAUGUUAAAAGUAUGUGAUUGUUUGAAUACUCUUCCUUCCUUCCUUGGGACAGAACAUUUUUGUUAUGUUUCAACAUUUGUUUCUUCAUGUAGUUGGAUGUUGGUCUGUUUCCAUGCAGGUGGUAGUAGAAGUAAGAAUUAAACUGUAAAAUAAAGACAAACAAGCCAGUCGUUUGUUUGAUUGACCAUGGUCAUGUACUUUACAUUGACUGUUGUUUUCCAACUUUUCAUCAAUAACCAGAUGUUGUUCAUUUGGUAUCAUGAUACCAUCAAUUUUACCUGGUAAAUGAUUUUUCUUAAAAGUGUCUAAGCAGAAGACCUUAGUGUUCAUCUUUGCUCUUUGAAUUCACACCUUAAUUCAAUCCAAGAGGAGUAAAAACAGUAAUCUGUAAGAAACCAUUGACUUAAUACUUAAUUUGUAUAGUUUUUAUAGCUCCUAAUUACCAGGCAAAAAACAAACAAACAAAAAUCCAUGUAAACGAGCAGCGCUACUUAAAAACUUCACAGUAAUUCGAAGAAAUCAAGAUAAAUAUGGACUCAACAGUACGCUUUUGAGAAUGCAAUGAUGCUCGAAGAAGACUUCAUUGAUGCUGGGUAAUAAUCUGAAAGGUAACUUUCCCAUUUUAUUAUCUUUCUUUUGUGUAAUGUAACAAAAUAAAUUCAGUUUAACUUUUAAGUGAGGAUGAAUCCUCAUUAUCUUCAAUAGAUUAUUUUAAUGACUGAUUUUCCCACUUUGUCCAGUGACUAGCAUCUAAUUUCUCCUACUCAGUAUCACUGCCAAAUCACACAUUAAGGUCAUGAGAAUAAAGGAAAUGAUUACUUUCUAAAGAAGCUCGGGACUGUUAAACAAAUCCUCCUUGUCAGUUCCAUAGGAAAUGUAUGGAACGAUGUGGAGAAUAUGCAUACUGAUUAGAGGGUGUAAAAGAUUAAAUGCAGUGAUGCGUGAUGAUUUUAAUUACUAUAAGAGUAAAAUCAAACUUAAACCAAUUCAGUCAGAGUGACAAAUGCAGUUGGCUCUGACAAUUUCAUGUAUCAGCAAAUUUGUUUUGUCAGGCAUGGAAAUUCUAAAGUUAAGCUUCAGUUAA